CUCAUCUUUGAUAGUGAAUUAAUAGUAAGAUAAACAUCCACACACCACAGAUCCUAACCACACACACACACACACACCACACACACCACAUACAGUCUAUUCCCGCAACACUACUAUGCGAUAUCAGUUAGUAGUAAUAUAGUAAAUAGAAUAUAACGAUAUAAUGACAAAUCAUAAUAAUAAUAAUAAUACCACUAAGAUUAAACUACUAACAGUAGAAGAAAUAGCCGAUACAAAAUUUCGAAUAAAUAAAUUUAAAGUGGCAGAAUUAAAGGAUGUAGCGAGAUCAAUGGAUUUAAGAUUAGUGGGACGACGUCAAGAUUUAAUUGAUAGACUUUUAGAAUAUUUUAAUCAAGGGAUUGAACAUUCCGAACCUAUUCGACUUUUAACUAUGAGAACAAUUAUUCUUAAACGAGCUAAUGGAUCAAAUUUACCAUCUUAUAAACAAUUAUAUAAUGCUAUACAAAAGGGAGAAUAUCGACCAGAUAUUGAUGAUUCUGAUGAUGAAUCUGAUCCAUCAAUUUAUCGUCAUGAUUCAAGACCUUAUAAAGGUCAUUCAUUAUAUUUUGUUGAAAGUCCAUUUUAUAGAUUAAAAAGAAUGGUUCAUGGUAGUCCACAAUAUUGUAUACCACUGAAAGGUAGAAAUACUGUAAGUUAUCAAUUUAUAUUAAAUCCUGAAGAAUCUAAUUUUCUUGAAGAUAAUAAAUAUAAAUUUUAUAUAUUAUGUGGAACUAAAACAAAUGAUUCACCUUCAAGUCCUGAUGUUCAUAUUCAAUAUCCUACUCCAUCUGAAUUACAUGUAAAUGGUAUACAAAUAACUAAUCUUGUAAGAGGUAUAAAGGGGAAAAUAGGUACAGCAAAACCAGCUGAUAUAACUUCAAUGUUAAAGAAAAAUCCUAAUCCUAAUAAACUUGAACUUAUUUAUGCCCAAAGUAGUGAAGAAUUCUUAAUUUAUUUAUAUAUUGUUCAAAUAAUUCCUAAUGAAAUUAUUCUUGAACAAAUUCAAAAACGUCAUAUUAAUCAAAAUGCAACUUUACAAAAAAUUUUAAGUCAACAAGAUGAUGAAGAGAUUGAAAUUUCAAAUAGUACAAUAUCUUUAAAGGAUCCUUUAUCAUAUACUCGACUUAAAAUCCCAGUCCAAUCUAUAUAUUGUAAACAUACUCAAUGUUUUGAUGGAGCUAUAUUCUUAGAAGCUCAAUUACAAGUUCCAACUUGGUCAUGUCCAUUUUGUCAAAUUAAGAUUAAUGUUGAUGAUUUAGCAGUUUCAGAUUAUUUUGUAGAUAUCUUAUCUAAAAUAGAUAAUAGUGUGAAUCUGAUUAUUAUAAAAUCUGAUGCUAGUUGGCAAGUGGAUCAUGAAGACGAUGAUCUUAGUGAUGAUAGUGAUGAUCAGCAACCUCAACAAGCUUUUAGUAGAGGCUCAAGUCAUGUACCGAUUGAAGCUAUAGAGAUCUUGGAUUCAGAUUCUGAGCCUGAGCCUGAAUCUGAGCCUGAACCUGAACCUGAGCCUGAACCUGAGCCUGAAGCAGAAACAGAAGCAGAAAUAGAUGUGGAAGUAGAAGAUUCUGAACCUGAAGAAGAACCAGUAACUCUGGAAGAACCAGUAGCUCUGGAAGAACCCGAAGUUUCACUUGCUGAACUACUCAGUCCCACAAUUCUGCCAGAAACUACUCCUCAACUCAUACUUCCUCCUACUGUUCCAGUAGUGUCACCUAUGUUAUCAAAUACUCCUACGUUAACAGAUGGAUCACAUACACCAGCCGAUGAACAAGCCCAAAUACAACUGACAUUGGCAAGAGAGUUAUCGACGCCAAUCGAUGGUCCACCACCAUCAAAUGGUCAUGAAGAGGCAGAAACACAGGCACAGGUACAAGCACAAACUCAAAUUCAAACUCAAACUUCUCGAAGUCCUCCAUUACCUCAUCGAAGACCAGCUUCUAACUUAUUUAUUCCUACUAGAAGACAUAUCCAACGACCACUAGCCCCUCGAGGUUAUAAGAGAACAGAGCCUGAAUCAGGGGCUCUAUUUAUAGACUCAACUCUCUCGGGUGAAGGAACUAAUGAAGCAGAGAAGGCAGAGAAUGUGGAGAAACAGCCAGAACAGAAUAGUAAUGAAGCUCAAGUGCAACCUCAACAACCACAAGAACCACAAGAACCACAAGAGCCUCAACAGCCUCAACAGCCUCAACAGCCUCAACAACCACAACCACAACCACAACCACAACCACAACCUCAAACUCAACCUCAACUACCUCAUUUAUUUGUAGAUUCAGGUGAUCGAAUCUCCGACAGAUGGACUCGACCUGACCGACCUCACGAAGAUCCUCUCGGUGCAUUUUCUGAUCCUCGACGUGAAGAAUCACAUCUGGGAGAUUUCAAUUCAUUGCCCCGAUCAGAAUCUCGGUCGCCUCGAUUUGGUUAUUUACAAUUCCCUCGAGAUUCAGUGGUUGAUAGUUAUGUACCUCGACAGAAUAAGAAUUCUCGAGUCUCUGGAACUUGGAAAUUGAAUGAUCCAUUACCUCAUAGAAGUACUAUGGCUGAUAGAGAGAGGUCAAGUUAUGGUGACAGAGAAAGAGGCUAUGAAAGAGGAAGAGACUAUGAAAGAGAGAGAUAUAGUGAAAGAGAUAGAUAUAGUGAAAGGGGUAGAGGAUAUACAGAUCAUCGGGAUAGAGAUUAUGAUCAUCGCGAUAGAGAUAUUAUGGAUAGACCCAUUGAUAAACCUAUUGAAAGAGAUGUGAGAUCUCGAUCUAGAACUAGAUCCAUAGAUAAGCCUAUUGAAAAGCCUCUAGAUAAACCUGAAAGACCUAUUGAAAGACUUUCAGAACCUGUACAUUCUCAUAAUGGUACUGUCAAUGAUAAGAGUGAACCUCCAAUCUCACGUCUCCCAUCAUUACCGGGUAGAAUCAUUUAUCCCAAUAAAGACAAACAGUCUAUAAAGGAACUGGCCCCAUUUAUUUCAUCCACAUUCUCAAAUUCUCGAGGAACAACUUCAUUCUUUGGAAUUGGAACUGGAACUAGUAAUGGUAAUGGUACUGGUACUGAUAAUGGUACUGGUAUUGGAACUCAAAGACCUCCACCAACCAGUAAUGCUUCAAGUUAUUCACAUCAGAAUUCUGCCUUUUCCUUUGGUAGAACUGAAGUAGUAAGAAAUCCUCGAGUACCUGAUCCUUCUCAAGAUUUAAAUAAUUUAUUCAAACGAUUUCAAACUCUUGAAGCAAAUCUUCGAAAUGAAUUAUUAACUUUAGAGAAGGAUCAUAAUAAACAAAUUCAAUUAUUUGAUAUAGAAACUCAUCAAGCAUGUCUUCCUAAAACUUAUGGAGCUGAAUAUCCUGAGGAUUUCUUAAAGACUCUUGAACGACAAGAUCGUCAACGUAGAGAUAAGAUUAUAGUUGAAAGAAAGAUUAAACGAGAACAAAUAAUAGUUAAUCAACAAGCAGAGAGAGAAGAAUUGUUGGCUCGACAAGCUGAGAAGAAACGAGUGUUGAAGAAACAGAUUGAACGAGUUCGACAGGAACUUCAGUCGAGUAAUGGAAGUGGUUCUGGAACUACUGCCCCUACCACCACCAAAGCUACUGCUGCUACUGCUACCACCACCAAAGCUACCAAUACUACUGCUACUGCUACUAACUCAGAAGGUUUAUCUACCGAACUGGAUGCUAUGGUGGCAUGGAGGAUUCUUAACUCUCUAAAGGCUUCUAACCCAUCGCCAAGUCCAUCUCACACCUUACCUUCUAGUUCAAUAGUCAGUUCAAAUUCAGGUUCACCCAUUCCAUCAGUUCCUGCGCAAAAGAAACAGAAAACUAGUGAUGAAGAUACACAUUCUGCUUCACCUAUAAGUGGUAGAAUUAGUAAUAUCACUAUCAAUUCUCCGGGAAUUGUAAGAGCAGUAAGUAUUCCUACAUUUCCUCAAUCGCAAAUCAGUAGUUCCAACUAUAUUGAUCUUACAUCGGAUGCCGAGGAUUAAGUUUAAGAUUAAGAUUAAUAUAGU
Messenger RNA from Scheffersomyces amazonensis, 3985 nucleotides. It is a transcript of the gene SIZ1, whose product is annotated as SUMO ligase. Gene Ontology annotation, molecular function: SUMO ligase activity; zinc ion binding. The record is from RefSeq and is a predicted model, not a curated record. Lineage: Eukaryota; Fungi; Ascomycota; Pichiomycetes; Serinales; Debaryomycetaceae. The transcript has a single exon. The coding region runs from base 164 to 3961 and encodes 1265 amino acids. Gene Ontology annotation, cellular component: chromatin. Gene Ontology annotation, biological process: protein sumoylation.